AAAAACAUAAUUGUAACCAAACUGAAUUUAACUUACUAUAUAGUAGUAGUGAAGAUGUUCACCAUGAGGAAACUCAAAUGAAUAUGCGAAUAGUAUAUGGAUACUUAGCAGCAAUCAUAAUCCACCUUGCAAGCCUACCGGUGGGUUGUGGGUUAUUUAACAGCCAUUUUAGAGCUUGGUGGUCUGUUACUAGUUCCAAUUCUUUACCAUAUAUGUAG
Messenger RNA from Dentiscutata heterogama, 218 nucleotides. Lineage: Eukaryota; Fungi; Glomeromycota; Glomeromycetes; Diversisporales; Gigasporaceae. The record is from the annotation of a GenBank genome assembly.